Molecule: messenger RNA, 1077 nt
Organism: Acanthosepion pharaonis
Lineage: Eukaryota; Metazoa; Mollusca; Cephalopoda; Sepiida; Sepiidae
Source: the annotation of a GenBank genome assembly
AUGAGAAAGGGUAUCUAUCGGAAUCUUUUCUUUUUUUUCUUUCUUUCUUUCUUUCUUUCUUUCUUUCUUUCUUUCUUUCUUUCUUUCUUAACAUAUAGCUUCUUUAGUUUUAGGGUUUACUUUCUUUUCUUCCUCCAUUUUCUCCUUCUUUUUUUCUUUCUUUCUUUCUUUCUUUCUUUCUUAACAUAUAGCUUCUUUAGUUUUAGGUUUACUUCCGCGCUUUCUUCCUCCAUUUCUCUCCUUCUUUCUUUCUUUCUUUCUUUCUUUCUUUCUUUCUUAACAUAUAGCGUUUACUUCGCGCUUUCUUCCUCCAUUUCUCUCCUUCUUUUUCUUUCUUUCUUUUGCUUUCUUUUUUCUUUCUUAACAUAUAGCUUCUUUAGUUUUAGGUUUACUUCCGCGCUUUCUUCCUCCAUUUCUCUCCUUCUUUCUUUCUUUCUUUCUUUCUUUAUUUGUACUUUCAUAAAAUCUUAUCAUUUACAGUUUAAAUUACUUCCUUCCUACUUCCGUCCUUCCUUCCUCCAUUUCUUUCUUUCUUUCUUUCUAAGUUAUUUUCAUUUAGAGCUUAGGCUUACUUCCUUCCUUUCUUCCUCCAUUACAUUCUUUCUUUGUGUCUUUCUUUCUUUUCACAGUCUUAAGUUCUUUUCAUUUACUCCUUUAGUUUUACUUCCUUCCUUUCUUCCUCCACUUUUUUUUUCUUUCCACUUUAUUAAGUUCUUUUUCUUUAUAUUCUUUAGGUUUACUUACUUUCUUUCUUCCCUCCAUUUCUUUGUUUCUUUCUUUCCACGUUCUUUUCAUUUACCGUUUGGGUUUACUUUUCCCCUUUCUUCCUCCAUUUCUAACUGUGUUUACUUCCUUUCUUCCUCCAUUUUUCUUUCUUUUUUCUUUCUUUCCCCUUUCUUAUGUUCUUUUUAUUUACCGUGUAGUUUUAUCACCAUCUUUUUUUGCUACAUAUCUUUCUUUCUUUACUUUUUCUUACGUUCUUUACCCUUAGUUUCCUUCCUUCCUUUCUUCAUUCAUUUCUUUCUUUCUUUCUUUCUUUUUCUUUCUAUUCUCAAUUUCUUUUCAUUUAUCAUUUAA